AUGGAGCAAAGAGGCCAAGAAGGAAACUACCCCACACCAAGUCCUUCAUUGACUCCAGAAUCCUCCAAGUUCCUGCCACCCUCAUCCAGCACCCCCGCCAGCCUCUACCCCCAGAAAGCCCCUAAUCCUAAUGAGCCACAUCUCAGCCAGAAGAGUGGGCUGUUGUCCUGCUGGGCUAAACCCUUUGACCCCUCAGCGGUACAGAGGCUCCUGAGCUGGGGGCUGCCAGUCUCCUGUAGCCGAUUCCUGUGGCGCCAGCCAGGCGAGUUUCCUGUCACCGCUUUCCUGCUAGGGGCAGGCACUGGGGGGCUCCUUGCCAUAGGGCUCUUUCAGCUCCUGGUGAACCCCAUGAACAUCUAUGAGGAUCAGAAAAUGAUGACGCUCUACAGCUUGGCAGGCUUGGGGGCCAUGGGCUGGGGCACCUCCCCUCACAUUCGCUGCGCCAGCCUCCUGAUAGUACCCAAGAUGUUGGGCAAAGAGGGCAGGCUCUUUGUGCUGGGAUACGCCUUGGCUGCCAUCUAUGAAGGGCCAGUGGCUAAUCUGCGUUACAACCUCAACGAGGUGAUAGCAUCGCUGGGCUGUACUGUGGAGCUGCAGAUCAACAACACCCGAGCGGCCUGGCGUACCUCCACAGCCCCCCUGCGGGCAGUGUUCAAGGACCUGCUGGGCAGCAAAGACUCAUUGAAAGCUGAGACUCUCAACAUCUCCAACUCCUUUGAGGACCUGGAUGCCCAGGUGAAGAGUGAGGCUGGCUUCAAGCUGGAGGAUGCCACAGAUUCAGAGGAGACAGUCUGGGAUGUAGAGACCCGCCAGGCCCCAGCCUCCAGACAACCCCUCUCCACGCAGAAGAUGUUUGAGCUGAAAACCAAGCUGCGUUGCUCCUAUGUGGUGAGCAAGGCUGUACUCAGCUGCCAACGCUGGUUUGACCGAAAGCACGAACAGUGCAUGCAACGCAUCUGGGUCCCACUCUUCAACCACCUGCUCUGCCUACCCAUGAAGUUCAAGUUUCUCUGUAGCAUCACCAAAGUGAUGGAAGUCUGGUGUCGUAAUCGCAUCCCAGUGGAAGGCAACUUUGGACAGACCUACGACUCACUCAACCAGUCUGUUCAUAGCCUGACUGGGGAAUUUUCAGCCAAUAUUAACCUAAAGGAGGAGAAGCAGGCUGGAGUGCUGGGCCUCAACUCAAGCUGGGAGCACAUGAGCACUGAGGUGCGGAACUACGUGCGCAGCCAGGAGGCCCGGCUGGAGUGGACCCUGGGACUGCUGCAGGUGCUGCUGUCCUGCACUUUCCUGCUGGUCUUACACACGUCCUUCUCCUACGUGGACAGCUAUAACCAGGACAUUCGCUUUGACAACAUCUACAUCAGCACCUACUUCUGUCAGAUUGAUGAACGCAGGAAGAAGCUAGUGGGUAGACACAGUCCUGCCUCAGGGCACCCUGCCAUGUGGCCUGUGUGGCCUUCCCGCUCCAGGAGGGCAGAGGGGAGAGGGCAGAGGGCUGUUGGGGUUCCUCACUGUGUGCACAUUAUUUCCCCCCAGGGCAAACGGACUCUGCUGCCGCUCCGCAAAGCCGAGGAGAAAUUCGUCAUCUUUCCCUGCAAGCCCACAAUUCAGGCCUCAGAAAUGAAAAAUGCGGUUAGGGAGCUCCUGGAGUCGGUGCCGGUUCUGCUGCUGCUGCUGGUGCUGUGUGGGCUGGACUGGGCUCUCUACUCCAUCUUCGACACCAUCCGCCAUCACUCCUUCCUGCAGUACUCCUUCCGCAGCAGUCAUAAACUGGAGGUGAAAGUGGAAGGAGACUCCAUGCUCGCCCGGCUUCUCCGGAAAACCAUUGGGGCCCUGAACACCUCCUCAGAGACAGUGGUGGAAUCAAACAACAUGCCUUGCCUGCCCCAGCCUGAGAGCAUGGAUGCCCAAGCCUACCUCCAGGCUGCACUACCAAUUGGCCUGCUAGUGUGUCUCUGCCUGCUCCAGGCUUUUGGCUACCGGCUCCGGAGGGUCAUCGCAGCCUUCUACUUUCCCAAGCGAGAGAAGAAGCGGAUCUUGUUCUUCUACAAUGAGCUACUGAGGAAGAGAGCAGCCUUCACCAAACUGAGGAGGGCCGCCAUUAUGAGGCGGGCCCAACAGCAGAGGGCUCCACGCCACCACCUGGUUGACAUCCUGCACCGCCGCUGUCCCCUCCUGCGCCGCUGGCUGCGCCGGCGCUGCGUGGUGUGCCUGACACCCGAGACGCCCGAGUCCUACGUGUGCCCGACGCCGGGCUGCGAGGCCGUGUACUGCAGGUCGUGCUGGGUGGACAUGCGGCAGCAGUGCCCGGUCUGCACACCCCGCGAGGAGCUCUCCUCCUCCGCCUUCAGCGACAGUAACGACGACGCUACCUAUGCGGAAUGAAGGGGCAUUCCGCCUACUCUCCCAGCCCACUCCUUCCUGUUUAAUAAAACGCUUUGAACACU
Molecule: messenger RNA, 2450 nt
Organism: Loxodonta africana (African savanna elephant)
Lineage: Eukaryota; Metazoa; Chordata; Mammalia; Proboscidea; Elephantidae
Gene: DCST1
Product: DC-STAMP domain containing 1
Cellular component (GO): membrane
Source: RefSeq, a predicted model, not a curated record